Messenger RNA from Arvicanthis niloticus (Nile rat), 1949 nucleotides. RefSeq names its product ARF like GTPase 4C (gene Arl4c). Gene Ontology annotation, molecular function: GTP binding; GTPase activity. Lineage: Eukaryota; Metazoa; Chordata; Mammalia; Rodentia; Muridae. The record is from RefSeq and is a predicted model, not a curated record.
CAGCAGGCUGGUGGCAGCGGCCGUAGCAGCAGCGCGAGUACUGCAGGGACGGCAAGGCGGCUACGCUAAUCGGGACGCCGGGGAAGCCCGCGCCCCGCCUGCGCCUCCGCGGCGCUCCCGGGAAGCCGGAGCUAGAGCGACUCCGAAGUGCGCCGAGACCAGAGGUUGCUGCAGAGCCCCGGCGCGGGAGAGCCGCAGAUCGAGCCAGGCUAGUGCGCAGGGCGCAGACAUCCUACACCGCGGCGUCUGUCCGCGGCGGCUGCGCGGGAGACAAAGCCUCCGGAGAAAGAUGCCCGCGGAGCACGCACCGGGCGGCCCAGGGAGCGGGCCCCUCCGAGCCUAAGCGCGCCUGACCGUGAGCCCCGGGGACGCCGAGACCCCACCGGGUCCAGCAACGGGCGGGGCCCAGGUGCGCCGGGCCGCAGCGGGCCUGUGACUGCUCGGGGGGCGGCGCCCUCCCGCCGCAGCCGCAGUGGCCGGCGCCGCAGCGAGGAGCCAUGGGCAACAUCUCCUCCAACAUCUCGGCCUUCCAGUCUCUGCACAUCGUUAUGCUGGGCUUGGACUCGGCCGGCAAGACCACGGUGCUCUACCGGCUCAAGUUCAACGAGUUCGUGAACACGGUGCCCACCAUCGGCUUCAACACCGAAAAGAUCAAACUGAGCAACGGCACUGCCAAGGGCAUCAGCUGCCACUUCUGGGACGUGGGCGGCCAGGAGAAGCUACGACCGCUGUGGAAGUCCUACAGCCGCUGCACGGACGGCAUCAUCUACGUGGUAGAUUCGGUGGACGUAGACCGGCUGGAGGAGGCCAAGACGGAGCUGCACAAGGUGACCAAGUUUGCUGAGAACCAGGGCACACCGCUGCUGGUCAUCGCCAACAAGCAGGACCUGCCCAAGUCUCUGCCGGUGGCCGAGAUUGAGAAGCAACUGGCGCUGCACGAGCUCAUCCCGGCCACCACCUACCAUGUCCAGCCGGCGUGCGCCAUCAUCGGCGAGGGCCUCACCGAGGGCAUGGACAAGCUCUAUGAGAUGAUCCUGAAACGCAGGAAGUCUCUCAAGCAGAAGAAGAAGCGGUAAUGCGCUUGAGCAGCGAUCUGGAGCCAGGCUGAGCGAGCAAGCCAGUGAAUGAAUGGACGUCUGGGUUGAGCGAGAACCCGCGAACAAAGACAACGAACCAAAGCGAUGAUUCGAAUUUUAAAAAUACGAUCUCUGUAUCCUGGACUUGGAGACUUAGCCCGGGUGUGGAGGCUGCAUAACCACCCAUCUUGUCACCUGCCCCACCCCCCCACCCCCAGCUCAGAGGACCUUUUGUCUAUAAUGCUUGAGCUACCGGUGGGAUGGGGUGGGGGGGACCGGUGGGGAGUGGACGUGAGGACGCGAGGGUUCCGUGGUGUGCCCUCCGGCCCCAGGUGGGAAGCUUGGAUGUCAGAGACAAAAGCGAUUUCUUCUUGCUCCAGCAGGGCCAGAAGUUCAGGCUGCCCAGCCCCCCACUGCGGGGGAGAAUCACGUGUGAGUUACCUGAGGUAUGCAGUUCACACAGAACCCUGAGGAUACCCGAGAGAGAACGGAUAGGCACUGGGGUGUACUGAUGGGGGGUUGGGGAUGACCGCUCCUUUCAUUCUGGAGCUGUGGAAACUGAGAAAUUUUAUGUCACAGGGCAGGUCCCUGUUGCAAUUUCACUUGUCCUGCUCUGGGCCCAAAGGAGGUGGUGGUUUGGGGCCCUCCAGAGGACUGCCUCGGACCAUGCGGCAGCUGGAAGGCCCUGGAUGCUGCGCUUCUGAACUUGGCUGGGAAUGGCCUGGAAGACGCCACUUUCCAGGGGUGGGUGUGUAUGGUUUUGUUGAGAACUGAGCCUGGGAUGAGACCUCUUCCAGAUGGCCUAGGCCCUGUCCAUGUGCAGGUCAUUCUCCCAUAAAGAGACCAAUAAAACAAAGAAGAACAGAAAAACCA